CGAUCCUGGUGCAGGUUGACUUGUUCGGCACCAGGUUCAGGUGGUGUUUUACUGUUUUACCUGUACCUGUACCUGUGGGCAUAAGGAGGGAGGCGCACCUCGUUACCGUCCCACUCCAAAUCAGGAUUAGCUGUUCCGGCUCGCACCAGCCCGGACUGGACCAGGGGGGGGACGGCGGAAAACCUCAGCCGGGACUCCGAGCAUGGAGCCUAUAACGUCGUGGAGCGAGGAGAGAGUCAGCGAGUGGCUCCGAGGUCUGGAUGCUCCCUUGCAUCAGUAUUCCACAUCAGAAUGGCACCUCUCGGGUCUGGAGUUGCUCCAGUUGACCUCUCAGGACCUGGAGAAGCUCGGGGUCCAUAAGAUUGGACACCAAGAGCUCAUACUGGAGUCUGUGGAGAAACUGUGUUCUUUGACAUACGGUAUUGGUGGAGAGAACCUCCGCGGACUGACAGAGAAGCUUCGUGCUGUUGCGCAUACCCUGCAGAUGGGCAUCCAGAACCGCUGGCGGCUAAACAGCUACGAUGGGCAGAGCGUCACCAAAAUGCCCAUUGGCGUACUGCAGGUUGUAGUGGAGCUCAUCACCUCUGCAAAAGGGUUAUUCUCUUUGCUCAACAGGUAUCAGUUUCUCCAUCUCAGUGGGUGCACCACCAGCAAAAACAUAUUCAUCUCCUGCCGGGAGCUUGGAGAAAUUGUGCACAAAGACUGCACAGUCUAUGAAAAAGAAAAGGACAUCAUUUCUGUGUGCCGUCAGUUGGUGGCCGUGUGUGAUGAGAUCCUGAGCUCUAGUCCUGAGAAGCUUCUUGCCCACACUGCUGAGUUGGAGAGUGUUGACCUUGUGCCCGUGUCACCUGGUGAAAAGCUGGGCAUCGAGAUAACAUCAACUGGCUCCAGUGCCCACUAUGUGACGGGAACUGUAGCUGAGCCUUCCUCUGAAAGCCCCGUGAAGAUCUUGGCCGGUGACGAGGUUAUUCAAGUCAACAAUCAGAUAGUGGUUGGCUGGAGCAGAGAGAACCUUCUGAAGAAGCUCCAGGAGAAUCCAAGUGGAGUGACUCUGGUGUUAAAGAAGAUCCCUGGGUCAGUGCGGAUCAGAAAGUCCAUUCCGUCUACACAGGAGAAAGAAAAGGAGAAGGAGCAGGAGACCUGGGCUGAGGAGGAGCAAAAGAGUGAGGAGGGGACUCAGAGGUACUCCUUAUUUGAGAGGGUAGCCGCUUCUGUCCGGUCCCUGUCUUUUAGGAAAGCUGUUCAGGGCCCAGAGGUUUCUCAGCAGCCUAUGGGACAGGAGGAGUCCGAGCUGUCUGACAGGGGACAAGAGGGCAACCUAACAGUUACUACACAAGAAAACCUGCAGGGGGCGCAACUGCCUCUGCCAGCAUCAGGGGACUCUGAGAGUCUGGAUGGUUCAAGGCUCUCUCCACUGCUCAGGAGAAGCCACCCGCCCUCACCCAGAAGCCCUUCACCCCUCGGCUCCUUCAGAAGUUCUUCACCUUUCAGAUUCAACACAGAAAGAUCAAGCGUGAGUUCGUGCCCUGAAAUGGUUGGACACACGGAAACAAAGAAGAGCUCCACCAAAGGAACGUCAACCGCCAUGAGUCGGCGCCGUGUGUCCUGCCGGGAGCUCGGCCGUCCAGACUGUGACGGCUGGUUGUGGAAGAAGAGAAAGGAGUCUAACGUCUUCAUUGCCCAGAAGUGGCAGCGCUUCUGGUUUGUUCUCAAGGGGCCUUCCCUUUAUUGGUACACAAGCCAGCAGGACGAGAAGGCGGAGGGUAUGGUCAGUAUCGGCAGCUACAGCAUCGAGAGCGCCGGAGAGCACAAAAGAAAAUUUGUGUUUAAAAUGUGCCACAAGCGAUUUCAGAAUUUCUUCUUCGCUGCCGACAAUGUCAGUGACAUGAGCAAAUGGAUUAACUGUUUGAUCACAGCCAUACAGAAACAGAAGCAUCUCCAAAAAGACCCACCAGACAGUGAAGAAGUCUAUUCUGAGACUGAUUCGGAGAGCGAAAUGUCUCCUUCAGCCCGCAGGAGGAACAAGGUCAAAAUCCAGGCCAACACACUGCCUCGGCCCAAACCAAGAGCAGUGCCAUUAUCGAGUCCUGUGACAGGGGGCAGCAGAGUGCAAGGCGCCCCGGUUGAUGAGAUGGGCAAAAUGUUAAACAACAUAAAGGAAGGAGGCGUGUCUCUGAUCGGCCACGAGCAGCCGCUGACGCACGACCACUUCAGGAGAUCGUUCAUUCGACGCAACAAGAACCCCGUCAUCAACGAGAAGGCACACAUGCUGCGCGCACUGCAGAGCACUCUGAAGGUGAGGACCAAAGACGCAGAGCUUCAGGUGAUCAACAAGAUCUUGGAGGACCCCACUACAGCAUCGAAGUACCGCCAAUGGAAGGAGCACAAUGAAGAAGUCUUCCAAGAAAUCGAGAAGCUGGCCGCGCACAGGGAGUCCAAGGAAGGGGUCGUCACUGUGGAGGACACGGCCACUGAAGUUGUCACCUUGGCAACGGUUGCUCAAGAGACGCCCACGACAGAGACAAAAACCAGCGAUGCAUAUCGAUUGAGCCUCAGUGACGGGGAGCAGCUGGUGGAUGCAGAACCCUCUGAGGUUCACCUGGAAGUCUCCGCGGCCGCCGUGAUCGAGGAAUCCAGUCCGACCUUAGAACUCUCUGAGGAAUCCCUGCAAGAUUCCAUCAACAAACAGCUGAGUGAAAUGGCAGAGAGCAGAGGAGCCGCUGAGAACUAUUUCUACAUUUAACGCCCCGCCCAGUGGAGACGUUGCACUGACAUGAACAAUCAACAUCACGAGUCUACGUGUCUGGAUUCUGCUGAGCCAAGUCCACCUUCCACACCUUCAUCCUGCUCAGACAUCUGAAGAACCAUCAGCCAGAUUCACAAGAUUAAAUAAAUCACAUUUCCUCAUCAAACUGUCUCUUAGUAAACAGGCCGUGUUACGUGUUGGCAUGCGCAAUCCACGAGCCGGGGAAUUGUGGGUCUUUAAAGAUAUAUAACACGGAUUCCCGGAGCAGCAGACCUGCGUGGCCCCUUUCGUCCAGCGCUGAGAAAUGUCCCUGACAUGCUGGUACCACUUAUUUCUCUCAAUGGGAAGAUCAUUUUAAACUGAACCAAAUUUAAGUAAACACCCCAAAAUUUGUAUGAAUUCAGUGUAUAUAUUUAUAUGAUUACUAACAGUCUGAUGAUAAAAAUAAUAUUUUGCUUACAACUAAAAAAAAAGUAAAAUAGUUAUGCAGAUGUAAAUAUGGUUUUCUUAUAAAUACUGUGUAUACUUGUUAAUGACAUUACCUUAAUAAAGGUGGUUU
Molecule: messenger RNA, 3305 nt
Organism: Thalassophryne amazonica
Lineage: Eukaryota; Metazoa; Chordata; Actinopteri; Batrachoidiformes; Batrachoididae
Gene: cnksr1
Product: connector enhancer of kinase suppressor of Ras 1
Molecular function (GO): protein binding
Source: RefSeq, a predicted model, not a curated record